This is a messenger RNA of Anoplophora glabripennis (Asian longhorned beetle), 3616 nucleotides long. Its product is annotated as N-alpha-acetyltransferase 16, NatA auxiliary subunit. The transcript has 11 exons. Gene Ontology annotation, molecular function: protein-N-terminal amino-acid acetyltransferase activity; protein binding. Gene Ontology annotation, cellular component: cytoplasm; NatA complex. NCBI's taxonomy places the organism in Eukaryota, Metazoa, Arthropoda, Insecta, Coleoptera, Cerambycidae. The coding region runs from base 103 to 2700 and encodes 865 amino acids. The record is from RefSeq and is a predicted model, not a curated record. Gene Ontology annotation, biological process: N-terminal peptidyl-methionine acetylation.
UCGACAUUGGAGAGGUUUGUGGCCACGAGGUUUUGAUUCUCCACAAAAAUUAUUUAAUUUCACCGGGUUUAAAAAGUUCACAAGUUUUAGUGCAAAUUUAAAAUGCCCUCUAGUAACCCGUUACCACCAAAAGAAAAUGCCUUAUUUAAAAGAAUUUUGAGGUGUUAUGAACAAAAGCAAUAUAAAAAUGGGUUGAAGUUUGCGAAACAAAUUCUUUCAAAUCCAAAAUUUACGGAACAUGGAGAAACACUGGCUAUGAAAGGGUUGACCCUAAAUUGCCUGGGAAGAAAAGAAGAAGCAUAUGAAUAUGUUCGAAGAGGUUUAAGAAAUGACUUACGUUCACAUGUCUGUUGGCAUGUCUAUGGCCUUUUACAAAGAUCGGAUAAGAAAUAUGAUGAAGCAAUUAAGUGUUACCGAAAUGCGCUUAAAUGGGAGAAGGACAACAUACAAAUUCUUAGGGAUUUAUCUUUACUACAAAUCCAGAUGCGUGAUUUGGAGGGUUAUAGGGAUACGAGGUAUCAGUUACUCAUGCUUCGACCUACACAGAGGGCUUCCUGGAUUGGUUAUGCCAUGUCUUUCCAUUUGUUAGAAGAAUACAAAAAUGCUUUAAACAUAUUAGAAACUUUUUUGGAUCAACAACAAAAAGGAAAUAAUUAUGACUAUGAACACAGUGAAUUACUUUUAUAUCAAAAUCUUGUGAUACAAGAGUCAGGAGACUUAAAAGAGGCACUAAAACACUUAGAGGCAUCACAAGACCAAAUUGUAGAUAAGUUAACGUUAAAAGAAAACUUAGGCGAUUUAAAUUUAAAAUUAAACCGUUUCGAUAAGGCUGCUGAAUAUUAUGAACAAUUAAUACAAAGAAAUCCUGAAAAUACUAUAUAUUAUAAAAAAUUAAUAGAAGCCAGACAACUUAGUAACCCAGAUGAUAUAGUGGAGUUCUAUUUAAAAUAUGCAGAAAUAUUUCCAAGAGCAAUGCCGCCUAGAAGACUGCCCUUGAAUUAUGCUGCUGGUGAACAAUUUAAAAGAUUGGUCGACAAAUAUAUGAGGAAAGCUUUGUCAAAAGGUGUUCCCCCACUGUUUGUAGAUUUACGAAGUUUGUAUACUGACAAGAGCAAAGUGGAACUGAUAGAGACAUUACUGAUGCAAUAUGUCGAAGCUUUAAAGAAAAUAGGUAAAUAUAGUGAGGCGGAAGUGAAUAACGGACCAAAGGAACCAGCAAGUGCUUUAUUAUGGGUGUAUUAUUAUUUGGCGCAACACUUCGACUACCUAAAUCAAACGGAAAAAGCUUUAAAUUACAUAAACGCCGCUAUCGAGCAUACACCGACGUUGAUAGAACUUUUUGUAACUAAAGGAAGAAUUUAUAAGCAUGCGGACGAUCCGCAGGAAGCAUACAAGUGGCUGGACGAAGCGCAGGCCUUAGACACAGCCGACAGGUACAUAAAUUCUAAGUGUGCCAAAUAUAUGCUCCGAGCGAAUUAUGUUAAAGAAGCGGAGGAAACGUGCGGCAAGUUUACUAGGGAAGGCGUGUCGCCCAUGGAAAACCUAAACGAGAUGCAGUGUAUGUGGUUCCAAACGGAAUGUGCCUUGGCAUACCAGAGACUUGGUAAAUAUGGGGACGCUUUGAAGAAGUGCUACGAGGUAGAUAGGCACUUCUCGGAAAUAAUAGAAGACCAAUUUGACUUUCAUACGUACUGUAUGAGGAAAAUGACUCUUCGAUCGUACGUAGGACUCCUUCGAUUAGAGGACGUUUUGAGGGGUCACCCGUUUUAUUUCAAAGCAGCCAAAUGUGCCAUCGAGGUUUACCUUCACUUGUUCGACGAGCCUCUGAAGGACGAGAGCGCGGAGCAGGAACUCAACACAGAAAAUCUGGCGCCUUCCGAACUGAAAAAAUUAAGAAACAAGCAGAGGAAAGCGAAGAGAAAGGCGGAGCAGGAGAGCGCUCAAGCGAGGGAAGCUCAGGUGAAGAGAGACCAACAUCACAAGUCGCGUCAGCAAGGCGACGUCGAGGCAGAUGCACCCCAAUUGGACGAACUUAUUCCGGACAAAUUAGCAAGGGUGGAUGAUCCACUUGAACAGGCCAUAAAAUUUCUACAACCCUUACAAACUCUGGCUAAGGAUCGAAUAGAAACACACCUGAUGGCUUUUGAGGUGUACUACAGGAAAAAAAAAGUCCUUCUCAUGCUCCAGUCUCUGAAACGCGCCCACAAAGUCGAUCCGAAAAACCCUAAACUUCACAGCUGCCUAAUACGAUUCCACCGGAUUAUCCAAGAACAGAAAGACGACUGGGAUCCCAGCGUGGAGGAAGUGAUCACACAGGAGACUAAGAUCUAUUUCGACGGGAAAGAUGCUAAAGAACUGAAUAAGGAAUUUUUGGAAAACAAUUCGAAUAGUUUAAGAGCCGUGUUUGAGGGGGCGAAGAUGAUGUACCACCUCGACAAUAAGAGCCAGAGCCAUGCAGUCAGUUUAGUUACCAGUCUGAACAAUAAAUACCAAGAUGUAAAUAUUGAAAUUUGUACAGAGAUACUAAAUUUGCUAAAAAAAGGCGACUUUGGAUGUUGCGAUGCUCAAUUAGAAGAAUUCGUUAAGAAGUGUAACUCGAGAUUUCCAUACACAGCGGCAUUCAAACCACCCUCGGAAUUGGUGUCCCCCAGCGAAACUAACCACGUGACGCAAGAGCAGGAUAACUACAACAGUAACUGAUGGCAGUUUAGAUACGGAUAGCAGACCGCUCCAACAACCGCGCAGGGAAACAACAGGUGUCUUAUCUGUGAGUGUGUGACAAUUAACCAAUAGCGUUUUCUUUUAUAUAAUUGAUAACUGAGUUAUGGUGGUAUAUUGGUAUACCUCAGGACUUAAUUUAAUAAAUUGUCUACAAAUUAUUUAUAUCUCAUUACUUUUUUUUUAUUUGUACAUUAAUUGUAAAUUAUUAUAUCAAUUUACAAGUAACAUUAUUAUGGCGAUUGUAACUUUUUAAAUAAAUAUCUGACUUGUAAAUGCCUACAAUUGACUUGAGGUUUUCGUGUUAGGAUGACAGAUCGUUUUGUUUGUAUACUUGGCGCGUUCGUUUAACAUCUAAGAUAUUCAAAUUUUAUAUAAGAAAUUACAUAUUAGUCCUUUAAUUUUAAUGAUUAAGAAGAGUGAAUACGGUGAUAAGACUUUUUAAAAAGCUGUUUGUAUUGUUGGGUUUUCUACUUGAGUGUUACUAGUGGAUUUAUCCAAAAUAUGCUAAUUUUGCUGACACUAUACCGUAGAACAGCUUCAUAUUUGUCAAAGGCAGAAUCUCUUACGAUUAUGGUGCGUUUUCCGUUAACUCUCGAUAUCGUCUUGUUUUUUAAUUACCGUGGAUUUUUAUAUAAUUUUUGUCGGUAUUGAAACGUGCACCAUGACGUCCCUAAAAUUUUCCCGAUUUCAAAUCACGAGGAUUAGCUACAGUUGUUCAUAAUUGAGCGUGUGAUUAAUAGUCAAUAUUGUUUGCGUGUAGUCUCAGCAAAUUAGUUAGACUUAUAAAAUUAAUCAUAUUCACUACAUGAGUUUGUAGAUAAUCAUUAUUAUGUACCGGCAUCAAUUUGGUACAUAAUCUUCAUUGUAAAUUUUGGUUAAUAAAAAAAUUAAGCAA